UUGGAGGACCAGGAGAAUAAAAGGAAGGAAAGAAACUGCAGCAGCCACUUGUUGUGAGGGAUGGAGUGAAGAAUCAACACCAUUGUCAUCAACAGAUUAUUUUGCCCAGCCGUCAGUAUGCCACCCCUUCAGCUUGUUGUACCAAUUACUGUCUGCGUGGCCCUCAUGGCUGUGCUGGCAACUGGUGCUAGAACCACACGCUGGCCCAAACCCCAGAGCACCAAGAAGCCACCUCAAGCUGGGGGCAGUGGUGGAGGUGUGGGUGGGCGAUUUGGACGAACCACCACAACAACCCCAUCCCCUUCCAGCAGCCUGCACACUGAAGAAACAACUGACAUUAUGAUGGAUGCAUACUCCCUGCCCUCUACCGACAGCACCACAUAUUCCAUUGACGCAUACCCUACUGAAUUUCACACUGAUGCUGUAGUGCUCCCUGGGAACACCCUUGCAAACUUUACUCUUGACUACAAUGAGUGCUUCUUCAACUUCUGUGAGUGCUGUCCACCAGAAAAAGGCCCCGUUGGGCCUAUGGGAGAGAGAGGGCCACCGGGGCCACCAGGAGAGAGGGGCCCUCCGGGGUUGCUGGGAGAGAAGGGAGAAACAGGGCCCAGAGGACCUCCAGGACCAACAGGAUUACCUGGAGCCAAUGGACUCAAUGGCGACAUAGGUGGAAAAGGUGAUCCAGGACCUACAGGUCUACCUGGUACCCCUGGGAUGCCAGGAAAACCUGGAGAAAAGGGUGAUCUAGGCCCUAAAGGAGAAAAAGGUGAACAUGGCUUUCCCGGUCUAAAAGGGGACCCUGGAGAAAGAGGAGAGCCUGGCCUGAAUGGGAGUAACGGCAUCCCUGGCCACGAGGGGCCAAUGGGCCCCCCAGGGAUUUCUGGGACAAAGGGUCAGAAAGGUGAACAAGGACAUCCAAGCGAGUGCUUACCAGGUGAGAAAGGAGAGAAAGGUGACAUGGGUGAACAUGGGCCCCCAGGUCCAAGAGGUGAGAUGGGCACCCCAGGACUGACUGGAGCUAACGGUGCAAAGGGAGAAAGGGGUGAACCAGGGCCUCCAGGAGGGAAGGGUGAUGCUGGAGCUAGAGGCCUCCCAGGUGGUAGGGGAUUAGCAGGGUUGAGGGGAGAGAGGGGCCCUAAAGGUGCUCGUGGGCCUCGGGGCCCCAGAGGCCCUCCGGGUCAGAGUGCAGUUCAGGUUCGCUCUGCCUUCAGUGUAGGUUUGUUCCCCAGCCGAUCCUUCCCUCCACCUGGCCUGCCUGUGAAGUUUGACAAGGUGUUUUACAAUGGGGAAGGACACUGGGACCCGGGACUUAAUAAGUUCAAUGUCACAUACCCAGGGGUCUACUUAUUCAGUUAUCACAUCACUGUGCGCAACCGGCCUGUGCGUGCUGCCCUGGUGGUUAAUGGAAUACGGAAGCUGCGGACAAGAGAUUCUCUGUAUGGCCAAGACAUCGAUCAGGCAUCUAACCUUGCACUACUGCAGCUGACCGAAGGUGACCAGGUAUGGCUGGAGACAUUGAGAGACUGGAAUGGAGUUUACUCCAGCAGUGAAGAUGACAGCACGUUCUCUGGCUUCUUGCUUUACCCAGACAUAAAGGAUAAACCUACUCCGUUGCCAAACCUGUGA
This is a messenger RNA of Archocentrus centrarchus (flier cichlid), 1626 nucleotides long. It is a transcript of the gene otol1a, whose product is annotated as otolin 1a. Gene Ontology annotation, molecular function: protein binding. The transcript has 5 exons. Lineage: Eukaryota; Metazoa; Chordata; Actinopteri; Cichliformes; Cichlidae. The coding region runs from base 118 to 1626 and encodes 502 amino acids. The record is from RefSeq and is a predicted model, not a curated record.